AUGAGUGAUGUCUGUUUUACAGAAUUAUUGAUACUUCAAGGCGAUUUGCUUCCAGAAGGAAAUACAAUACCGGCCUCUAUGUAUGAGGCAAAAAAGACUUUGUGUGCAUUGGGGCUGAGUUAUGAGAAAAUGCACGCAUGCCCCAAUGAUUGCAUCUUGUAUAGGAAGGAGUAUGAGGAUUCAACUCAUUGUCCUACUUGUGGUAUCUCAAGGUGGAAGGAAGGCAAAGAUUCAAUCUUGAAAGAGGGUGUGCCAGCGAAGGUGGUGUGGUAUUUUCCUCCAAUUCCAAGGUUUAAAAGGAUGUUUCGAUCACAUGAGACCGCUAAGAGUUUGACUUGGCAUGCUGCUAGAAAAUCAAUUGACGGUCAUAUGUCUCAUCCGGCGGAUUCCCCGUCUUGGAAACUUCUUGAUGAUAAAUGGCCCGAGUUUGGUAAUGAGCCGAGAAACUUGAGAUUGGCUCUUUCAUCUGAUGGAUUCAAUCCCCACAGUUCUCUAAGUAGCAGAUAUAGUUGCUGGCCAGUUAUCUUAGUUACAUAUAAUCUCCCUCCAUGGUUGUGCAUGAAACGAAAGUUCAUGAUGUUGACCUUAUUGAUUUCCGGUCCUAAACAGCCCGGAAAUGAUAUAGACGUCUACUUGGAGCCUUUGAUUGAUGAUUUAAAAUCUUUGUGGGAUGGGAUUGGAGGAGUGUAUGAUGCACAUAAUGGAGAAUACUUUACACUCAGAGCUGCAUUAAUGUGGACAAUUAAUGAUUUCCCCGCCUAUGGAAACUUAUCCGGUUGUGUUGUUAAAGGAUAUAAAGCUUGUCCAAUAUGCGGCGAUGAUACACCUAGUCACAGGUUGAAAAAUGGCCACAAAAUUUGUUACAUUGGGCAUAGAAAAUGGUUACCAAUCAAUCAUCCAUAUAGGAGGCAACGUGCAGCUUUUAAUGGGAAACCCGAAUAUGGCACGCCUCCCGAGCCAUUAACCGGAGAAGAAGUGUUGCAUAUGGUUGAAGAUGGUGACAGAGUUUGUUGGAAGAAGAAAUCAAUAUUCUUUGAUCUCGAGUAUUGGAAAUACCUUCCUGUGAGGCAUGUCCUAGAUGUUAUGCACAUUGAGAAGAAUGUUUGCGAUAGUAUCAUUGGUACAUUGCUGGAGAUCCCUGGAAAAAAUAAAGAUGGGAUUGCUGCUCGAUUAGAUUUAUUGAACAUGGGGGUCAAAACUGAUUUGCAACCCGAGUAUGGAGAAAGACGUACUCGUUUGCCUCCCGGGCCUUGGAAUUUGUCAAGAGCAGAGAAGAGAGAGGUUUGCAAUUCUUUCUAUGGUAUGAAGGUCCCUGAAGGUUAUUCUUCACAUAUAAAAAAUCUUGUAUCUUUACAAGAUUCAAGACUUCUUGGCCUUAAAUCACAUGAUUGUCAUACCUUAAUGCAACAAUUGCUCCCUGUGGCAAUUCGUUCUGUUUUGGAGAAGCCUGCAAAGUAUGCAAUAACUCGUUUGUGCUUCUUCUUCAAUGCUAUAUGUGCAAAGACUGUUGAUGUUUCCAAGCUAGAUAAGUUGGAAGAAGAUGUAGUAGUUACUUUGUGUUUGCUUGAGAAGUACUUUCCCCCUUCAUUCUUUGAUAUCAUGAAUCGUACUCGUCCCGAAGGUUGCAUUGCUGAGCGGUAUAUAGCUGAAAAAGCUGUAGAGUUUUGUACCAAGCAUUUAUCUGAUGUUAGCAUAGUUGGAGUGCCUUCAAGCCAAAAGAUGGGAGUUUCAAAGCCAUUAUCAGGUUGCACAGUGAGCGAAGUUGAUCGGGACCUGUUGAACCAAGCACAUCUAUAUGUCUUGGAGAAUACGGAGGAAGUCCUACCUUAUAUCGAGCAACAUAUGAUCCACAUCAAGACCGCUUAUCCAAAAUUUAGAAAGAGAACAAAGUGGCUGCAGGAUAAGCACAAUAGCACUUUCAUUCAAUGGCUACGCUUCAAGGUUCAAAGUGAACUUAAUGAGGAAGACAAUCAUGGCGUAUCAGAAAAUUUAAGGUGGCUAGCAGCUGGUCCAAACAUGGCAGUGCCAUUAUAUAGGAGCUAUCUUAUUAAAGGUAUUAAAUUCAACAUCAAGGCACAAGAUGAUGUGCGGACAACUCAAAAUAGUGGAGUUUAUUUACUUGCACAUACUAUGCAAGUUGCUAGUGCCAAGGAUAAAAACUCAAUUCUCUCAAAUAUGGGUUUCUAUGGUGUCAUUCAAGAAAUUUGGGACCUUGACUACCAAAAGUUUACAAUCCCAGUCUUUAGGUGUGAUUGGAUAGAUAAUACUUCUGGUCUUGUAGUGGACGAACUUGGAUUUACCCUUGUAGAUUUGAGUAAAAUUGGACAUAGGAAUGACCAAUUUGUUUUGGCUUCUCAAGUCAAACAAGUAUUUUUUGUUGACGACCCAAUGCAUCGUGGUUGGUCGGUAGUGUUAUCAAUGCCUAAUAGAGAAUAUAAUGAUGUUAUUGGUGAUGAUGUCUUAGGUGAUGUGAGAAUUGAGUGUGAGCCAUUUACUAGAUGCAAGAGGCUUGAGGCAGCACAAACUUCACCAGCUGCAAAAAAGGCUUCUCUCCUAUCAUACCCCAAAAUCCAUGAGUUGGCAGAAAAGCCAGGAUCAGGUCUGCCCGAGGUUCUCCAAACAGCAAAGCAAACUAUCUCAGGUGAGAGAACUACUGAGCCAACCAAGCCUACCACAAAGAGUUCCAACACCUUGAACUCCUCCUCCAACAGUUGCCGUUAUGAGACACAGAUUGUCCCAUUACCACAGAAAAAUGCUGAGAUUGCCCCCAGUGAGGAUAAGGGGAAGAAUGUUGUUGAUCAGCCAAAAGGGAAGUUUCGAGAUCUUGCCUCUCUUCUGCAAACCCUAGUGCGCAUUCGUCAUGAGUUAAACUGGCAUGAACUAAUUUAUAUCUUGUUGCAACCACACUAUUCUGACUUGGAAAUGGAGAUGAUGGGAUCAUCAUUGGGAGUUAACCCUUCUGUGGGUUAUUCUUCUUCUUCUGCCUAUGAUCCUAUCAUAAAAAUGGUGAGAUUAGCUAGUGCUCCAACCGCUGAGAAGAAGAUGGCUGACAUGGAGGGCAGUGCCAGUAGUCCGAUGGAUACUGAGAUUGCACUUAAGCAAUUUGUGGUUGCUGGUGAAAAAACUUUCAAAACUCCAGGCAAAGCUGGAGAUGUCAUCUUCAAUAUGCCGAAUGACGAAGAAGAAGAAAUGAAGAAUGAGAAGGGUGUUGAGAGUCUUGGUUCUGUAGCCAAAAGAAGCUUGCAAGGGCUUCUGGAACUGGAAGACCUCCCAGAAUCAAGCAGUGUCUCAACUGAGGUGGAAGCAGCAAAGGAAGCCAUUUAUGAGGCCAUAGUUGAGCUGAUGAAAGCAUAUACAAAUUGGCAAGAAUAUCUCACCCUGGUUGCUAAUCAAGGAAAAGAGCUCAAAGAGACUCUAAACCAAUACCAUACCAGCGUUGAUUUGGCUCCAAAUGCUGAGUCAGCUCUUCUGCGAUAUGAUCAGAGUAUUCAAUCCAGGGCAGAAGCAGUAGCAGCUAGCAAGAAGUAUGCUGAAGAUUUCGAGAAAGCUCAAAUGGACAUCACCAGGCUGGAGCUUAGAGAAUGCCAGGGCUAG
Messenger RNA from Prunus armeniaca (apricot), 3594 nucleotides. The record is from the annotation of a GenBank genome assembly. Lineage: Eukaryota; Viridiplantae; Streptophyta; Magnoliopsida; Rosales; Rosaceae.